This is a messenger RNA of Ustilago hordei, 2424 nucleotides long. RefSeq lists its product as uncharacterized. NCBI's taxonomy places the organism in Eukaryota, Fungi, Basidiomycota, Ustilaginomycetes, Ustilaginales, Ustilaginaceae. The record is from RefSeq and is a predicted model, not a curated record. The coding region runs from base 1 to 2424 and encodes 807 amino acids. The transcript has a single exon. Gene Ontology annotation, biological process: exocytosis; Golgi to plasma membrane transport; intracellular protein localization. Gene Ontology annotation, cellular component: exocyst.
AUGUCUCGGUCGCUCCGUACGCGUCCCAUGACGCUAUACGCACAAGAGGGCCAGCAACCAGUCAUCCCACCCGUCCCUACCGCUUCCUCCUCCUCAUCGACAUAUCCCAAGGAUGCCUCCUCCUCGCAACAGCAAAACAGUUUACGCUACGGUGCAUACGCAGCCUCUGGGCCCGCCGAGAGCAGUGGCAAGCAUGGCACGAGUAAAGUCCUCAAAAAGUCCAAAAAGAACGCUUCUGAGGUAGGCAGCAAUCUCAAAAAGCGUCUCUCUAUGCGCUAUGCCGAACCUACACAACUUGGUCCCGGUGGAUUCUCCGCUAUCCCUGCCCUCCCUUCCCUCCCACCGAUGCCUGAGAUUCAUAUCGAUGAUCAACCACACCAUGACACCGACAAGCGCUAUCUACCGGCUAUUGGAGAGAGUUCGAAGGACGCAGCUUAUGAUGCAGACGAGAAGGAGCUAGAAGCGAUGCGCAAGAGCUGCGAAACAACGCGUACUCGCACUGAUGUCUUCCAAGGGGACCCUGCAGUAGAUGUUCAGCUGCUAAGCGCAUCGGAAUUUGAUCCUCAGGCAUACCUCAGGGCUAAAUUAAGCCAUCAUACAGAAUCAAGUCUGCGAGCAUUCAAGAGCUCGCUUGCCGCAGCCAAAGAUGCUGCUAAUGACGAUCUCAAAAAGCAAGUGUUCAAGAACUAUGGCGAAUUCAUUACGAUCAGCAAAGAAAUUGCGACGUUGGAAAACGAUAUGUUGGAACUCAAAGAAUUGCUUUCGGAAUGGAAGCAACUUCCUCAAGCACUCGAGCUCGAUGACUCUUCCAGCACUUGUUCCUUCUCCGACUCUUUCUCUCGCCCAAAAGCAUCCACUAAAGCCAACAGAACUAGUACAAUUGAUUUGCAACAAAUCUACCGUGCCCAAAUCACUUCUCUAUGGGAAGGCAUCGAGGGAUCGCAAAAGUUCCUACCCUAUAUUCCAGGUCGACAUCUCAUAGCUGAAGCUUCUAGCUUUACCGAACUCAACGCUGCUACCUACAAACCUCAGCAGUCUGUUGCGCUAUUCUUGCUGGAUGACCUAUUGUUGAUUGCAACCAGGAGAAAGAGGCAGAUGAGUAGUAAAGUGCGGUUGGUAGCGGAGAGGUGUUUUAGUUUGGCAGAGAUCCUGGUGAUUGAUUUGAAAGAUGGCGGAGAUUUGACCAAUGCGAUCAAGAUCAAGCGUGGUAGGCAGAGUUUUGUCUAUAGAACGGAUAGGGGCGAGGAUAAAAGGGCAUUGUUGAAUGCCUUUAGGCGCGUAGCCGAGGAGUUGGCCAAGAAGAGAAGGGAUGAGAGUGAGUUUGGCGCCGAGAAAAGGAGGGAGAGUACCUUGUUGUCUUCUCCGGGUCAAUUGGAUGCCUUGACUAUCGGCGCGAGUGGAGGUGGAAGGGGUAAGGCCUUAGAUGGCGGAUUGUUGACUCCUAUCGGUGAAGAUGGGCCAGAGGAUCGUGGAGGCCUCAUGGCGGCGGCAGCAGCCUCGGCGGCCUCAGAACGGAAAGAUCCGGGAAGAUGGAACAAUGAUUUCUCGGACGAGCUGAGCGUUUGCAUCGCCUUGAGGGAAUGGGAUCAAGCAGUCAGCCUCAUCGAAAAAGGACGGGCGGUACUUUCCACCUAUCCUUCCCCAUCCUCUCGCUCUCCUUCUUAUAUCGAUCUCUCAUCUAAACUCUCCACUCGUACGUCAGAGUUGAUUGCGGCGAUCUCAUCCGACUUGCACCGCUCCAAUCUGAAAAAAUCCUCGGUCGUUCGCAAUGCAUCCUACCUCCUGCGUCUAGAUCAAGGUGAAAAAGCACGAGAGCUCUUCCUCGACGCACGUACCCAACUUCUCAACAAGCGUACACGACAGAUCAAGUUCGAAGGAGAUACAGGUUUGUAUAUCAGCGAACUGGGCAUCGUCUUUUUUACACUGAUUAAGAAUACGAGCGAAUGGUAUAUGUCGGCCUUCAAGGAUGGUAGGAUGGCGAGCGGGUUUGUAGAGUGGGCUUGCGAGAGGGUGGAGGAGUUUGCUGAGUUGUUUCGGAGGCAGGUUUAUACGAGUAAUAGUGGUGCGGAGGAGCAAGAGGAGGCGCAAGCCUUGGUGAGCGAGGUCAAGGAGAUCAGUUUCAGGUUGGCAAGUCAGCUGAAGGAGGUCGGAUUGGAUUUUUCUUUCCUGUUGGAGCAACUACUCCAGGCUGAGCCGGGCAAAGUCAGUCCAGAAGAGGUGCAGAAAGCGGCGGGAACGAGAGGAGAUGGAGGAGGAGGAGGUGAAGGAGGAGGAGGAGGGGGGAUCGUCAUUCCGAAAGUGGUGUUGACUAGGUCGAGUAGGAUUGGAAUGGAGGCUGAGAUGGGCAAGGAAAGGGAAGGAAGGAGAGCGCAAGUGACGUCGGCACAGGAGUUGAGGCGGCAGAGUGUCAUGCAUCCUUCUUAG